ACCUCCAGCUGCCAUGGGUGCUGGUCCUGAGGACACGGGAAACGCGGGCUCGAGGGUCCAGACCCUGUUUCAGAGGAUCAAGACCUGGCUCUUCAGCCCCUCCUCCCCGCCCCCGAUCUCGCCCUCACCCCCGAUCUCGCCCCCGCCCUCGCCCCCUCCCUGCUCCUGGAGCCCCGGCUGUACCCAUGUGUACGGGUACGUGUUUGGUCACCUGGGUGAGGACCAUCCUGACCAUCUCCCAUCCCAGCAGGUGCUGGACACGGGAGAGCAGUUGAUGGUCCCUGUGGCGGUCCUGGAGGUGCAGAACGGCGGCGCCCUCUGGAAGUUCCUGCUGUCGGGAGCCAUGGCCGGGGCGGUGUCCCGCACGGGCACUGCGCCUCUGGACCGCGCCAAGGUGUACAUGCAGGUCUACUCCUCCAGGAACAACCUCAUGAACCUGCUCGGGGGGCUCAGGAGCAUGGUCCAGGAGGGGGGCGUCCGCUCGCUGUGGCGGGGCAACGGCAUCAACGUGCUCAAGAUCGCGCCCGAGUACGCCAUCAAGUUUGCCGUCUUCGAGCAGUGUAAGAACUACUUGUGCGGAGAGCACGGGUCCCCGCCCUUCCAGGAGCGGCUGCUGGCCGGCUCCCUGGCCGUGGCCAUCUCGCAGACGCUCAUCAACCCCAUGGAGGUCCUCAAGACCAGGCUGACCCUGCGCCGUACUGGCCAGUACAUGGGGCUGCUGCACUGCGGGAGGCAGAUCGUGUCGCGGGAGGGCGCCCAGGCCCUGUACCGCGGCUACCUGCCAAACAUGCUGGGCAUCAUUCCUUACGCCUGCACCGACUUGGCCGUCUACAAGAUGCUACAGUGCUUAUGGUUGAAGUCAGGCAGGGAUAUGGAGGACCCCAGUGGCCUGGUCAAUCUGUCCUCUGUGACACUGUCCACAACUUGUGGACAGAUGGCCAGUUAUCCACUGACUUUGGUGCGCACCCGGAUGCAAGCACAAGACACCAUGGAGGGCCCCAACUCCACCAUGAGCGGAGUCUUUCGGCAGAUCCGGGCCGAGCAGGGCUGGAGGGGGCUGUAUCGAGGCGUGACUCCCACAUUACUGAAGGUGUUGCCAGCGGGUGGCAUCAGCUAUGUGGUGUAUGAAGCCAUGAAGAAAAUGCUGGGCGUGUAGGCCAUGAGCUGGAUGGCACGCCCUAAGGAGAGAGGACUGGAUGCCUCGGGGCUCUUGGGCCCCGAAGAGCCCACCAGGGGCCGGAAGAGCCCGCCAGGGACUCCAAGGAGCCCACCAGGGCCCUAAAGAGCCCGCCGGGGACCCGAAGAGCUCCCUGGUGCCGUUUUUGGUUCAAAAAUCUGCUAGGGACUCCCCUCAGAAGAUGCCUGGGUCCCUCCCCAGCUACAGCGUGAGACCUGAGUUUGGUCUCCAGCCCGGCUUCUGCCUGGCUCGUCCUGGCUCCAGGACUACAUGGUGACUGCGGAGAUACAGUUUCUGCGGGACGUGUCCGGGAUGCGUGAUUCGAGGAGGGGAGCCGGAAUCUGAGAUCCUUGGUUGCACAGUGGGAGCAAGGGGCUCAGAUCCCUUAAGGCAGUACAGACGGAAAAAAGCGGGGGAGAGGAGCUGGUCGCAGGAGUCCCGGAAAUUAGGGGCUCUAGAUCCCCUCUGAGUUUCCUCCGACUCUAAGGCCACCUCGAUUCCUGUAACAUCCGAUCUGCAAGGCUUCAAGCAGGCCACGUGCCGGGCCUAGCCAGCCUGGCCUCUGGGCUCUAACCCAGACUGCAGGCCCGAGUUCGGAGAGCCGGUCACCACCGCCCACGUAGCCUGCCAUUCACUCUGGCUUCGGCUAAUCCCCUCUCUCUGUCUGAUGACCGACUCCGCCCCAACGCCGCUGCGCUUCCACUGGCUCCCACCAAAACGGCAAUCUUAUUAACUUCGCUGCCAUUUGUCCAGAGCAGUGUCAGUCAUCUAACACCCGCCCCUGGCGCUCAGCUAUUGGUUUAAGAAGUGAAGGCUAGAAAAGGAUUCUGGUUUAUAAGAAAAGCAAUUAAGAGCAAAUCCAAGCUCGUCACUCUAUACUUAUUAGUGAUUGGAUUAAACUGACUGACAAUCACUACAA
Molecule: messenger RNA, 2096 nt
Organism: Chinchilla lanigera (long-tailed chinchilla)
Lineage: Eukaryota; Metazoa; Chordata; Mammalia; Rodentia; Chinchillidae
Gene: Slc25a41
Product: solute carrier family 25, member 41
Exons: 7
Coding region: 14-1156 (380 amino acids)
Biological process (GO): transmembrane transport
Molecular function (GO): ATP transmembrane transporter activity
Source: RefSeq, a predicted model, not a curated record